Molecule: messenger RNA, 1841 nt
Organism: Nematolebias whitei (Rio pearlfish)
Lineage: Eukaryota; Metazoa; Chordata; Actinopteri; Cyprinodontiformes; Rivulidae
Gene: tmem276b
Product: transmembrane protein 276b
Exons: 4
Coding region: 87-986 (299 amino acids)
Cellular component (GO): membrane
Source: RefSeq, a predicted model, not a curated record
GAUUGUCCUCGCGCGGCGCCAGCACCUCCACGGCCACGGAGGAACCUUCUUGUCACUGUUUUGGGGCUCUCCGUCGAUCGAGGAAGAUGGCCGCUAUGAAAAUCCUCACGAGCGCAGGUCUCUUCUUGGCUCUGUGCGCGCUCGCGCUCCUCGCCAUGGCGAUCUGCACCGACUACUGGUACGAGACCGACGCCAGGAGACACCGGGAGAGGUGUAAGAACUACGCCAACAAGCGCAACGACCCCGGUUACAUCUACAUUCCGAGCCACAACCUCCCGAUCCAGAUGCCUCCGAAGAGGAUCCCGGAGCGGAGAGGCAGCGGCCCGCGCGCAGCUCCUCUCAUGCGCGAGAAGCGGCACUUCGUGGCCGCGGCGUCCGCCAUGGAGUCUCACUGCAGCCGGCAGUUUAACUCCUCCAUCUCCGGGCUGUGGAGGAAGUGUCACCGGGAGGGCUUCGACCUGGAGACCGAGGACCUGAUCUACAAAGGAAUAAUUCAAAGGUGUACCCCUGUCAAGUAUCACUAUUCCUCAUCCGUCCUACCACGAAAUUUACCCGUCAACAUCACAAAGACUAUUCGACAGGACGAGUGGCAUGCACUCCAUUUACGAAGAAUGACGGCUGGUUUUGUGGGCAUGGCCGUGUCCAUCAUUCUCUUUGGCUGGAUCAUCGGAGUGCUGGGAUGCUGCCAGCAGCAUGACCUCAUGCAAUAUGUAGCUGGGCUACUCUUUCUCAUGGGAGGAACAUGUUGCAUCAUCUCCCUGUGCACGUGCGUGGCAGGGAUCAACUUUGAGUUGUCCCGCUUCCCACGCUCCAUGUACGGCCUCCCCGAAGACAUUAGCCAUGGCUAUGGCUGGUCCAUGUUUUGUGCCUGGGGUGGCCUCGGCCUCACGUUGCUGGCCGGCUUCCUCUGCACCUUGGCUCCCUCCCUGAGCACGCCUGCGCGCACGACAACCCACAAACCAAGGCAGGAGAACGGAACUGUGUGACGAAAGGAAGGUCCGGUUGCACAAGAGCUCGCCACCCCCCACCCCACCUUCCAACUUUGGUGUUUGACUCUGAAACAGUUUGUCACGUCACCGUCAACAUGGCCAACCUCAGUGCGUGCGCUGAGUUGUGACAGAAGCAGAACGAUAAACUUCACACGUCAAAUGUUGAAAUCUCUUGAUGGACCUCCAGAAACAGGAAGAGGAACUUGUACAGCAGCAAAUGACUGAUGAUCAAAGAGAACAUGUUUUUGUCCAUGUAAAGGUGACUGUCUUCUCCGAAGACGAUCUGUCUUAAACUGGUGCUCCUUGAAACCCAUGAAGCCACACACUCCUGCAAAGGAAAAACACACAUAUCAACUUUUUUCCACACAUACUAAAUGUUUCUGGAGAAAUCUUGAGAACACAAAGAAACACACAAAAACUAGUUUAGAGCAUCCUGUCGGGAUUCCUCUGUCUUUUGAUUAUUUGUGUGUAACUGUUUGUACUUUAGAGGGAAAAUGUGCUGCAGCGACGUUUCGUUGCUUCUAUGUAGUAAAACACCACGUGAUGUAAAGAAGACUCUGAGGAACGCCUGCAGUCCGGUCUGACUGAUUAAAAAUAAUACACACAAGUGAGUUUGCCUUAAAAAGCAAAUCUUUAAUAAGUUAUCAAAUGCAACACGUAGAGCUAGAUGUUUAAGUGACGUCGAUUUGAAAAAUCAUUUUUUAUCUGUCUUCUUGGAGGAAAUAGCAGCUGACAGAAGAGAAGAUGAGUUAAAACUGAUAAAACAAUAAAGAAGAAAACUUUUAUAAUUAUAUGGACGCAUUGCAAAGUCAUGAAGACUGAUCAUAAAAAUACAUAAAGUAAGGAACAAAA